AAAACCCACAUUAUCUCUCUGCCACUUGUUCUAUACGAAUAUAAUUUUUUGAUACCAAAACAAAAUUUCCAGUGAAACUAACCAAAUUUCUGUAUCAAAAACUAGGACAAUGUCUAGCAAAAAAGCAAAUAAUUUCACACCUGCGAACUUAGAUGAUUUGGCCAACCAGCUUUUUGAUAAGACCAAACAAAUGAGCUUGUCGAUUAAGGAUCAGCGCAAAUUGCUGAAGGAAUAUUUGAGUGCCAAGAUAGAGGGCAGCGAUGAAAGUGAAAAAGAGGAGGAAAGUGAUACUGACUCUUACUCUGAAAGCGAUAGUGAUUCCGAGAACGACUCUUAUUCCGAUUCAGAGGAUGAUUCCGAUACCGAAUUCGAUGAGGAAACGGAGGAAAGCAGCGAAGAAUCUAAUUCUUUAGAUGAUGAUAGGGAAAUAACAAAACCUACUAAAGCAGUUACUCAAAUGAGUGAAAAAAACCUGGCUGCCAGUCUCGUUGAUAAAAAAAAAGGUAAUGAAAUUUCUACCAGAGAACAUAAGCAUUCUAAAAGCUUGGAAACUAAACUCGUGUCCUUGAGUCAACCCACCUCCCGCAUUCAGCAUCGAACUACAAUGGCUGGUGGCUUGGUAGCUGCUCCAAUUCGCAAUUCCUUGCCUUUUAACAAAGAAGUAAAGCUGCCAUCUAAAUCAGAAAUCAAAUCCUGUCAAAUAGCCAACAAAGUGACACUCUCGCCACGUGCGGAAGACCAAAAACCUCUAAAUAAACCUAGUGUCAACUUAAAAGCUGGUGAUUUCUCCAAAGAAAUUAAACAAACCACAAUUAAGCUUGCUGAUCCCAGGAGUUAAUUUUGUAACUUUAUUUAUUUAACUCAUUUUAUACUUUGUAAUACAAUUAGUAAGUGACCUUGAAGCUUAAAUAAAUUAUAUGUAUGAUAA
Drosophila elegans is the source of this 928-nucleotide messenger RNA. Its product is annotated as bifunctional lysine-specific demethylase and histidyl-hydroxylase NO66. NCBI's taxonomy places the organism in Eukaryota, Metazoa, Arthropoda, Insecta, Diptera, Drosophilidae. Bases 110 to 838 code for a protein of 242 amino acids. The record is from RefSeq and is a predicted model, not a curated record. The transcript has a single exon.